AUGGCAAGAAGGCUAGAAAUCCGGAACAAACGGCAGAAGCCCAUAGAAAAGCAGACCACCGAUUGGCGACUCGGCUCCUGGAACUGCAGGUCUUUGAAUUUCUUGGGUUUCGAAUUCGCCUUAGCGAAGGAGUUGCAACCUCGCAACUUCGAUGUUGUGGCACUGCAGGAGGUGUGCUUAGAGGAGGAGCAGGUGCUAAACUGGCCAGGUCAGCAGACCAAUUCCAGAUUUUUUCUGAGCGGCGGCACGGACAAGAAGCUGGGUACCGGCUUUAUCGUGCGGGGCAAGAUGCAGGAUCGCGUGUUCGGCUUCACGGCGUUCAGCGAGCGGAUGUGUAAGUUGAGGAUAAGAGGCCGUUUCUUCAACUACAGCAUCAUCAACGUGCACUGCCCCCACGAAGAAAAGACCGAUGAUGAGAAGGAAGCAUUCUACGCGACGCUGGAGGAUGUGUACGACGGCUGUCCGCGGCAGGAUGUUAAAAUCAUCAUUGGGGAUUUGAACGCUCGGUUCGGAAGGGAGGAAAUGUUUCGACCGACAAUAGGUUCAGAGAGCCUACACGCGGUCACGAACGACAACGGCCAACGCUGCAUCGACUUUGCAGCCUCCCGUGGAAUGGUGCUUGACGACACGUGGCACAGGAACACCGCGUCCGCGCGGUUGAUGAAAGAUUGUGGUGGCUGGUGCAUGCAGGACACGAGGAGUAUCCACGUGGGGUUCUUCACCGUCUUGUGA
Molecule: messenger RNA, 732 nt
Organism: Culex pipiens pallens (northern house mosquito)
Lineage: Eukaryota; Metazoa; Arthropoda; Insecta; Diptera; Culicidae
Exons: 2
Coding region: 1-732 (243 amino acids)
Molecular function (GO): catalytic activity
Source: RefSeq, a predicted model, not a curated record